Molecule: messenger RNA, 1370 nt
Organism: Actinia tenebrosa (Australian red waratah sea anemone)
Lineage: Eukaryota; Metazoa; Cnidaria; Anthozoa; Actiniaria; Actiniidae
Cellular component (GO): nucleus
Molecular function (GO): metal ion binding
Source: RefSeq, a predicted model, not a curated record
CAAGAUGGCGGCCGUCAAGAACUGAAAAUGUCUCUCUUUGGAUUGAUCGAUUACGAAGGAACUUCUUCAAGCUCCUCUGAAUCUGAUGAAGAAACACCUACAGAGGGAUCUUCUGCUUAUAAAUUAGGCAAGAAUUUAGCCAUCGAUGGUGAGGAAGAUGGUGAAAAACUAGUUCUACCGUCGCCAUUAUUGGGGCCUUCAGAACCUUCUUCUUCUAAAGAAUUCUCAACUCGAACCUUCCAACGAUCUUCUAUAUUUUAUAAUCCUUUCAAAGCAGAGGAGAAGAGAAAACUCGAUGUACUGGAAAAGCAUGUUCAUUUAACAAAGAGUGUGCCUUCAUCUAAGAAUAACAAAAGAAUUUGCUACAAGUUUCAAAAAGGGAAGUGUCGCUUUGGAGAUAAUUGCAGGUUUGCUCACGCUACGAAUAUCAUAAAACCAGAGGCUGUUAACGAAGACAACGAUGCUAAAAAGGUUGCAGGAGACGAUGUUCAUAUCAACAGGACAGAAAUACCAUAUAAUCCAGAAAACGACGGGGAUGAGUGGGAGGAAGCGAAGCCAAAGAAGCGGAGAGUUGGAGUCACAGAUUCUCUUGUCCCUCCAAAAAAGGCUAUGAAGGCGUAUGAACAACAAAAAAGCAGAGAAAAACCUUGGAAGAAUUGAAAUAGUUCGGUCUUCCUUCAUGUGGGAAGUCAGAUCAGAUAGAUAUAUUUCAAAUAAAAGGCUCCUGUUUAAUAGAUAUGUGAAUAGGAGCCUAUAAUCUCUGGCUAUCAUUGACAUCGUACUGUAUUUUGAUAUAAGUUGGCAUUUGACGACAAGAUCUACAAAAGAAACCACAUUGGACUCCAAAGCAAAAAAGAAAAGAAAAAAGAAAGAAAGAAAGAAAGAACUAGCGAAAGAAAGAAAGAAAGAAAGAAUGAAACGAGAGAAAAAGGAAGGGAUUUUAGAUAACAAAAAAGUUCAAACUCGGACAAAGUUCUAAAUUUUCUAGUUCUUUUAUUGUUUUCUCUUUGCGGUUUCCUCUUCGUUGGAUUCGCUCAGUUCUAUUUGUUUAACUACACUGAAAUAAUACUAAAAGAAAAAGUCCCACUUGCACACUUCUAUAUCAGAAGUUUCUGUACUUGGUAAUUAUAUGCCUUUUUUCGUGAGCUCAAACUCUCUCUUUCGUUUCAAUGCCUUCUCCAGAUCAAUGAAUCUGAACCCAAGAGCCUUGUCCGCGUUGCUGAGUCGAACCUUAGAACUGAGCACUUGCUUUGGUUCAAGAGAAUUUUGCUGAGCUUUCACUACUGCUUGUUCUUUACGAUUCACCAUGAAAACCUUGAAUUCCAGCGAGUUGGUUGGUGUAAAUCUGUAAAAUAAAUUGUCAAAGUCAA